Molecule: messenger RNA, 2233 nt
Organism: Hymenoscyphus albidus
Lineage: Eukaryota; Fungi; Ascomycota; Leotiomycetes; Helotiales; Helotiaceae
Source: the annotation of a GenBank genome assembly
AUGCUAUCCCCAGAUACCCUACACGCAACCCCAUUACCCUCGCCAGGUUUGUCGGUGACAGGCAGAUCCAUAUUGUCCAGCAAGUCGUCCGAAACGUUACACCCAACCCCAUUACCCUCGCCAGGAUUGUCGUGGAAAGAAAAAUCGAUACUGUCCAGCAGUUCGUCUGUAACUUUAAACCAGAGUUAUGACGAGAUUGAAGUACUUCGAAAUACGGAAAAUCACAACGGCGAGAAAUCUGAUGGCGCGUCGGUGAAAACUACUCCUUCGAGUUUAACGGCUACGAGUAUACAAGAUGAACCUCAACCUAAUGGAGGAACGAGGGCGUGGUCAACAGGUUCGUGAAAUUCUUUUCCCUUCGCUUAUUCAUGUUGUCGUUUUAUAUUCUCUUCUUCAGGAGAAAGUGGAGCCGAAAAUGGUCACAGACUGAGUGAGACUUGAUUUCUCGGAUGUACACUAUGGGAGGGAAGUGUUGUUUGUGUAUCAUCAGACAAAGAGUUUUUGUUUGCUUUUGCAGCUUCUAUGUAGGGAGGUAUGAAUGCUAAUUGACUUUAACGUAUAGUUUUCUUUGCACAUCUAGUGGUUAUGAACACCUGGUAGGCAAUUUCCAAUUCUACUCUCACUCUUUAUACAGAAGGGAAACUGAUAUCAUAUUAGGGGUUUUGUCAAUUCAUUUGGUGUCUUUCAAACGUAUUAUGUGACAGCAUUAGAUCGUCCUCCUUCAGAUAUCUCAUGGGUGGGGUCAAUCCAAGGUUCGCUUACCCAAGUCUCAAACUUUCCAUAAACUCUGCGGAACAGAAAGCAAGAAAGAACUCGAAUACCAGUUUCUCUUCUUUGCUGCAUACAAUAGUUUAGAUGAGCGAGAGUGCUAACGAAUUGCCCAAAUAGUAUUCCUUCUUUUCUUCGUAGGAACGAUUUCAGGUCGCCUCACAGACGCUGGUUUUUUCCGUCCAGUUUUCUUCGCUGGAAGUGGUAAGUAACAUUUAGCUGUCUCUUCCAACUUUUAACAUAUUACCAUUCCCUAAAAACUGUCCACAAACCAAGGAGACAUAUCCAAGCUAACAAUCCCACCAGUUCUCUCCCUCCUGGGCCUCUUCAUGACCUCCCUCACAACAUCCUACACCCAGCUCUUCCUCGCCCAAGGAGUCUGCAUCGGCAUAGGAAACGGCUUCAUGUUCACGCCCACCAUGUCCAUGCUCUCAACCUACUUCUCUACCAAGCGCUCCCUCGCCAUUGGACUCGCAUCAGCCGGCUCCUCAACAGGAGCUAUCGUCUUCCCCCUCAUGGUGCAACAGUUGUUACCGAAAGUUGGAUUCGCGUGGACGAUUAGAGCACUGGGACUUAUCCAAUUCAUAUGUCUAGGGGCGGCGAAUCUGGGGCUGAGGUCGCGGACGAGACCGAGGAAGAACUGGGUGUUUGUGGAUAGGGCUAGCUUUACAGAUUGGCCGUAUGUUCUUUUUGCUGUGGGCAUGUUUUUCGUGAGUUCUUUCUCCCCUUCCUUCCCCUCCCUUCGCUUGAAAGCCAGACAUGAUUGACUAACCUACCAACAAAAGACUUUCUUGGGCCUCUACGUAGCAUUCUACUACAUCGGUUCCUUCGCCCGCCACAUCAUUCAACUGCCAUACUCCGAAUCCAUCAACCUCAUCGUCGUCCUAAACGCCGUCGGGGUCGUAGGACGCGUCCUCCCCAACUACCUAGCAGACCGCUACUUCGGCCCCUUAAACACACUCAUCCCUCCCAUCAUCGUUUCCACCUUUCUCUUCUACCUCUGGAUAGUAGUGACUGACCGAGCGGCACUGUACGCAUGGGCAGUCCUAUACGGAAUUUCGUCUUCCAUGAUCCAAGGUCUCUUCCCCGCGACAUUAUCAUCCUUCACCUCAGAUCUGCGCAAGGCGGGGGUACGCAUGGGACAAGUAUUCACGAUUGUGAGUUUUGCAUGUCUGACAGGGCCACCGAUUGCCGGGGCUUUGUUGGAAAGGGGUGAGGAAAAGUAUUUAUAUGCUCAGCUAUUUGGUGGGACGGCUUUGGCAAUUGGCUUUGUGUUCACUGUUAUCUCAAAAUACUGGCGGGAUUCCAAACAGGCUUGCAAGGAUGCAGGGGGGAUUGGAAAUGGAAGUGUAUCGAGGCAGGAGGACUAAUGAUGAUGAUGAAAUUUUUGAUAGACAGGUUUUGCAAGAUGGAGGAAUUUCUGGGAUAAAAGUACGGUAAACGAGUAACUACCACCUGAUUAUCU